Messenger RNA from Penicillium bovifimosum, 1233 nucleotides. RefSeq names its product DUF4419 domain-containing protein. Lineage: Eukaryota; Fungi; Ascomycota; Eurotiomycetes; Eurotiales; Aspergillaceae. The record is from RefSeq and is a predicted model, not a curated record. Bases 1 to 1233 code for a protein of 410 amino acids. The transcript has a single exon.
AUGACCAAAACUUUCACCACCGCUGGUCAUCCACCAACUGCUUGGACCCGCAGCAAGGUAUAUGGCAGCGAACAGCUCCUCGCCAGCUCCUGUUCAGAGGAGUACGCCGACAAAAAGCCCAACACGACUCUGAUCCAAAGCUCAUUCCCCAGAAACUUCUUCAGUACCACCCACAUCUCCGCAUCACAAAAUGGGCUCCUCUGGGCCGUGGUCUAUGCCUACAACCACCAUCACAAACUCAAGCUCCGGCCCGAAGAUGUAUGGUUUGCCAUCCUAGUGCAGAUCGGCUUCUACAUCAGCUCGCAUGCCGAGCAACUACGACAUUUGUUUGUCUCCCACGACGGUACAAGAGAGCUGCAUAUCGACGAAUUUGGGGUGAUCGACUUCACCGAUUUCGGAAAACUGGCGUUGGCGAUGACGCGGCUUAUACAACAGGAGGUGAUCGACCCAGAGCUGCGGAACUGGGCCAUGCCGGAUUUCAGCACCACGACUGCUUCGGACACCAUCGUAGCAGCUGUCUUGAUGAUGGGGAGUAUGCAACAGUAUUUCUCUUGUUCGUCUACCUUGGAUUGUAACUGUGGGAUUCCGUCUGUGACUCUGCUUGGCAAGAAAGAGGACUGGGCACUCUUAGCGAGGAAAGUCAACUAUCUAAAGACGCUUGGGGAUGAACCUAGUCGGUUUGCGCAGCUUCUUCAGCCAGUGCUUAAUAACUUCGUGGAGUGUCUCAAUCCCCACAACAGCCGCGAAGUGCAUAGAUUCUGGAGGAGAUGUGUGGUUACAGAACUUGAUGAAGAUGGUCAAUCUUGCCUGAAGGGUUGGAUAACGGUCUUCUGCUUCUGGGACAAAGAUGGGAAGAUGCUGUACCCGGAAGAGAUCCAUGCCCCAUCCUCUCAAGUCUUCCAGGAUGCCGAGGCAGAAUUUAGUAUUUUUCACCCUUUGCUGAGGCGCGUCAGAUUAUGUUCGGUACCAGCGGGCUAUUCUACCAUGCCGGUCACUGUCGAUGACAAUGGGCGUGAGUAUAAAGCUAAGAUGUUGGCGGGGUCCAUCGGCAUCCAAGCCACCUCAAGCGGAGGAAGGCUAGAGUGUCUUGAGGAGCAGCUUGAGGAGUGGCCGAUCAAUGAGACCUUGAGAACCAUCGAUACAGUGUCCGGCCAGCCAACUGCUGGGACUCGCAGGCGUGAACUUAAUACAAUCCAACCGGCGUCUGGGUGGUUGAUGUAUGAAACGAAGUGA